This is a messenger RNA of Chaetomium strumarium, 1908 nucleotides long. Its product is annotated as transmembrane amino acid transporter protein-domain-containing protein. Lineage: Eukaryota; Fungi; Ascomycota; Sordariomycetes; Sordariales; Chaetomiaceae. The transcript has a single exon. The record is from RefSeq and is a predicted model, not a curated record. Gene Ontology annotation, biological process: amino acid transmembrane transport. Bases 119 to 1891 code for a protein of 590 amino acids. Gene Ontology annotation, cellular component: vacuolar membrane. Gene Ontology annotation, molecular function: L-tyrosine transmembrane transporter activity.
AUUUUGGAGACAAAUCGAACAACGCCGCCGCUUUUGUUGCCCAUUCAACCAGUUACCACACCGAAACUUUCCAGCGGUCAAGCCUGAUGAUUGACCACACCCUUCGUGCCCGCCCGCCAUGUCCGACAGCGCGCCGUUAUUACGAGGCUCCAUCGAAGCCCAGGCCCAGGUAGUGGCCGAGCAUCUUCCCUCCGGGUACACGGCCGAGCUGCAUCCGCCGACGCCCGGCGCCGGAGAUGGCUCCGCUUCUUCGGCGUCGGGCUCGGGAUCGGAGCAGGAGCCUCGGCCGCCCAAGGACUCGUUGAAGCUGCAGGGGGGCGACAUGCACCGGGACCUCUUCAAGCUGGACGCGGCAGCCCGCGCGCAGAUGCACCGGCGCGCAGCAACGUUCCACUCGCCAAGGGAAUUCCGCCAGGACGACGACGUCGCCCCCGCCAUGUCGGUCGGCGACCAGCUUGCCCCGGGCGGGUUCCGCCGCGCAUUCCUUCGCCAGCGGCACGGCGACGAUUUUCUGGCCCGCCGCCUGCCCAUCACCAGGAAUUUCGUCGAGUUCCUCGACCUGUACGGGAGCUUCGCUGGCGAGGACCUUGUGGACACGGAUGAGGAGGCCAUUACCGAAGAAGAAGAGGGGGGAGCAGACGAGGAAGCUGCCGAACAGAGGCCCCUGCUCCGACACCACCACCGGAUCAGCUCUGCCCGGGCCGCGCCCUCGGCCAGAGCCGGCACGCUCAAAACCUUCUUCACGCUGAUGAAAGCCUUCAUCGGCACGGGCAUCAUGUUCCUGCCCAAAGCCUUCAGCAACGGCGGAAUCCUCUUCUCCACCGUCACCAUGCUGGCCGUGUCGGCCAUCACCAUGGUCGCCUUCCACCUGCUGCUGCAGUGCAAGCUGCACUACAGCGGUGGCUACGGCGAAAUCGGACACGCAGUCGCCGGGCCGAGGAUGCGCAACCUCAUCCUCUUCUCCAUCGCGCUUUCGCAGCUGGGCUUCGUCUGCGCGGGCAUCGUCUUCGUGGCCGAGAACCUGGCCACCUUCUUCGACGCCGUCACCGCCGGCCCGAGCCCCUUCACGACCGCCGGCCUGAUCGCCAUACAGCUGAUCUUCCUCGUCCCGCUCUCCUGGAUCCGCAACAUCUCCAAGCUGGGCCCCGUGGCCCUGCUCGCGGACGCGUGCAUCCUCGUCGGCGUGGCCUACAUCUACUGGUUCACGUCGACGUCGCUCUCGUCGCGCGGCGUCGACCCAACCGUCGUGGCCUUCAACCCGUCCAUGUACACACUCACCAUCGGCGCCGCCAUCUUCACCUUCGAGGGCAUCGGCCUGGUCCUGCCGAUCCAGUCGUCCAUGGCGCAGCCGCACCACUUCGAACCUUUACUCGGGCUCGUGAUGCUCAUCAUCACCGUCGUCUUCACCUCGGUCGGCGCGCUGUGCUACGCCACCUUCGGCGAGCGCACCCAGAUCGAGAUCAUCAACAACUUCCCGCAGACCAGCCCGCUCGUCAACGCGGUGCAGCUGCUGUACGCCGUCGCCAUCCUGGUCGGCACCCCCGUGCAGCUGUUCCCCGCCCUGCGCAUCGUCGAGGGCCGCAUCUUUGGCCACCGCCGCUCCGGCAAGCGCAGCCUGCGCAUCAAGUGGGUCAAGAACGCCUUCCGCUUCGCCGUCGUUGUCUUCUGCGGCCUGGUGUCGGCUGCGGGCGCCGGGAAUUUGGACCGCUUUGUCGCGCUGAUCGGCAGUGUCGCGUGCGUGCCGCUGGUGUAUAUCUAUCCUGCGUAUUUGCAUUAUAGAGGGGUGGCGAGCAAGGGCUCGGUUAGAGCGGGCGAUCUGGUGAUGAUGGUUCUUGGAGUUGUUGGCAUGGUUUACACCACCGCUGUUACGGUCAAGCAGAGCUUUUUGUGAAUUUUUUUUUUUUUUUU